UAUGGAGGUCAGUGGAUCUGACGCCAUCCUCCUCCAAUCAGAAACAGGGAAUGUGAACCAGGGACCCCAGCAACACACAGGAUUUGAACCCAGAGCAGAGAGACAGAGUCUGGACACUAAGUGUGACAUGAACAGGGACCUCAAUCUCCUAAGAGGUUCUUUAAACCAGGUGUGGAGAGAGGUAGUAGCGACGGAUGAUGGCGCCUCUGCUGCUCACACUAAAGUAAUGGACCUAGGGAGUGGCUCAGUGGGCCCAGAAACACAGAAUAGCUCAGACAUAGAAAUGAGAAGUGUAGGGUUAGAAAACCACAGGUUUUCCCCCAAGUCGUUCCAUUCUUCAUCAGAAAAUGUGAUAGUGAUUGACUCUGUAUCCAGUGGGCAGCAGGUAGAUAGAGAUUUAGAGUGGGGUCAGGUGGGUACAUCUACUACACCACAGGUCAAUGGGACUGGAAAUAGGCAGGGAGUGGGAGUGUUUGAGAGGAACGCACCAAUGAUUCGCCCCGUUCACCCCGAAUCGAUGAGAGACAACACUAUGCAAUUGGUUUCACCCGGAUUCCGGCCCUCAGAGAUAAAUACAGGCAUGCAUCUUGACACAGGAAAUGCAGGUGAGGCCAACAAAGCUAGUUGGUGUUCGUUGGCAAGCUUCCAUAGACACUCUGGAAUACCAGGAAGAGGAGCUCAACAAUCAGCUCAUGCCUCACUUCCUUUCUGCCAUUUUAGACCAAGCACCACAACUUCCUGUCACUCAAAUAAUCUUGCCACAGACAUUACACCUGGCACCAUAGAACGACCGUAUGGUUGCCCAACAUGCCAUAAGAAGUUUGUCCACGAGAGUGACUUGCGGCGGCAUGUGGCCAUCCACACCAGAAAGCGAUCAUUCUCCUGCACCUUGUGUGAGAAGAGCUUUGUGUGCGCCAGCCAUCUCCAAAUGCACCUGAACGUCCACACUGGGGAGAAGCCCUUCAGUUGUGCACAGUGCGGGCGCAGGUUCUCCCACUCCAGCAAUCUGAAAAGACAUCAGAAGCUUCAUCAUUGAGACAAAGGCUGUGACCGUCAUGGAGUUUUGGAUGGUGCAGUCAGCAGAGACAGAGGAAGGGCAACCAGACCUGCUGAUCAUCAAGGUGGAGGGAGAAGCAGAUGACCAGGACUCUAGGAUCAGCCACCCAGCUAGAACAGUGGAGGGCAGCAGAGAACUAACCACCCAACCGGCUGCAGCCACCACAGAGGACUCCGCCUUCCAGUCCAGUGGCCCCAGAGGCAACAACAACUUCAACAACACCGCUUUGGAGGUCAGUGGAUCUGAUGUCGUCCUCCUCCAAUCAGAGACAGGGAAUGUGAACCAGGGACGUCAGCAGCACACAGGAUUUAAACCCAGAGCAGAGAGACAGAGUCUGGACACAAAGUGUGACAUGAACGGGGACCUCAAUCUCCUAAGAGAUUCUUUAAACCAGGUGUGGAGAGAGGCAGUAGCGACUAACGAUGGCACCUCUGCUGCUCACACUAAAGUAAUGGACCUAGGGAGUGGCUCAGUGGGCCUAGAAACACAGAAUAGCUCAGACAUAGAAAUGAGAAGUGUAGGGUUAGAAAACCACAGGUUUUCCCCCAAGUCAUUCCAUUCAUCAUCAGAACAUGUGAUAGUGAUUGACUCUGUAUCCAGUGGGCAGCAGGUAGAUAGAGAUUUUGAGUGGGGUCAGGUGGGUACAGCUACUAAACCACAUAUCAAUGGGACUGGAAAUAGGCAGGGAGUGGGAGUGUUUGAGGGGAAUGCACCAACGAUUCGCCCCUUCACCCCUGAUUCGAUGAGAGACACUAUGCAAUUGGUUUCACCCAGCUUCCGGCACACAGAGAAAAAUACAGGCAUGCAUUUUGGCACAGGAAAUGCAAGUGAGGCCAACAAAUUUAGUUGGCACUCGUUGGCAAGCCUCUAUAGACACUCUGAAAUACCAGGAAGAGGAACUCAAGAACCAGCUCAUUCCUCACUUCCUGUUGGCCAUUUUAGACUAAGCGCAUCAACUUCCUCUCACUCCAGUAAUCUCGCCACAGAUGUUUCACCUGGCACCGUAGAACGACCGUACGGUUGCCCAAGCUGCCAUAAGACGUUUGUCCACAAGAGCGACUUGCAGCAGCACAUGGUCAUCCACACCAGAAAGCGGGGAUACGCCUGCACCUUGUGCGAGAAGAGCUUUGUGUCCCCUAGCAAGCUCCAAGUGCACCAGAACGUCCACACUGGGGAGAAGCCCUUCAGUUGUGCACAGUGCGGGCGCAGGUUCUCCCACUCUGGCAAUCUGAAAAGACAUCAGAAGCUUCAUCAUUGAGAACUGACGUGGAACAAGAGAUUCCUAUUGAAAAAAGCUGUUAUAGCAAUAUCAUGAGUUCAAACGUCAUUGGUUCUAACGUAGUCGUAUGUCUGCAGGAUGUUUGCCCUGGUCUCAUACGUCUACAAUACAACGUGGUUCAUAUUUACAUUAUCUACAAAGACUGUUACAUUUUCUUGGCUUCUUUAAGGCCAACAGCAUCACUCACAUUGACUAUUAAGGUUGAUCAUGGUUGUGUUCUUCUAACACUAAAGUUAUAGCAGAUACUGAAAUUCUACUGUGAGACUGAAAAAGUUGUUUUUCUGUAACAAUUUGACCAAUGGCUGUUGCUGUUUAUUCAUUCCUAUAAUUCCAUCAAUAAAUAAUAUUUUUCAAAUAA
Molecule: messenger RNA, 2694 nt
Organism: Oncorhynchus keta (chum salmon)
Lineage: Eukaryota; Metazoa; Chordata; Actinopteri; Salmoniformes; Salmonidae
Product: zinc finger and SCAN domain-containing protein 2-like
Exons: 2
Coding region: 1056-2315 (419 amino acids)
Biological process (GO): regulation of transcription by RNA polymerase II
Molecular function (GO): DNA-binding transcription factor activity, RNA polymerase II-specific; RNA polymerase II cis-regulatory region sequence-specific DNA binding
Source: RefSeq, a predicted model, not a curated record